AUGCAACAAGGCGGCUACAGCGGCUACGACCAGCAACCUGGCGGCUACGGCCAGCAGCCUCAGCAGUACGACCAGCAGCAAGCCGGAUACGGACAGGGAUACGCGCCGCAUCCGCAACAACAGGGAGGUUACGAUCCUCAACAGCAGCAGCAGCAGCCGCAACAACAACAGCAACAGUAUGGCCACCCGCAACAGGGAGGUUACGAUCCUCAACAGGAGCAGUACGGCCAACAGGGAGCAUAUGAUCAAUACAACCAGCCUCAGCAACCUCAAGAGUACGACCAGUACGGCCAACAGGGUGUCUACCAGCCAGGCAUGCAGCCCCAGGAGUGGGAUUUUCACGCGAUGGAGGCCAAGGACGGCGUGCGUUUCUCGUGGAAUUCGUGGCCCUGUACGAAACUGGAACAGACACGCUGUGUCAUGCCUAUUGGCUGCCUCUACCAGCCCUUAAAGCCUAUUGAUGGCAUGCCGCCUGCUGUGGAGUACGACCCUAUUCAUUGCAAGGCCUGUGCUGCCGUGCUCAAUCCUUAUUGUCAAGUGGACUUUGUCUCGAAGCUCUGGGUGUGUCCCUUUUGUGUAACGCGCAACCAUUUUCCUCCACACUAUGCCGAGAACAUUACGCAGGAAAACCUGCCAGCUGAGCUUAUUCCGCAGUACACGACUCUGGAGUACGAGUUGCAGAACCGCCAAGCAGGACCCCCUGUCUUUGUCUUCUGUAUUGACACGUGCGUGCCUGAGGAAGAGCUGGAGGAACUGAAGGAUUCGAUCCAGCAAACACUUAACCAAUUGCCGCCAGAUGCACUUAUCGGUCUCGUCACUUUUGGUACGAUGGUGCACGUGCACGAGCUAGGGUUCCCGGAAGUGCCAAAGUCGCAUGUUUUCCGAGGCAACAAGGACUUCACUGCACAGCAAGUGUUUGACAUGCUGGGCUUGGCUGCGACGCGCAAUCAACGACAGCAGGAGGUACCAGGACAGUUUCAGCAGCCGCAACAGCAAACCAGCAACGCAGCACGUUUCCUGCUUCCGGUGUUUGAAUGCGGCUUUACGCUUGAAUCCAUUUUGGAAGACUUGCAGCGUGACCCUUGGCCUGUUGCAGCCGACCAGCGUCCGCAGCGUUGCACAGGUGUUGCAAUGUCGGUGUGCGUCGGUCUCUUGGAGGCAACAUUCCGCGGCCAAGGAGCUCGUAUCAUGAUGUUUGUAGGUGGGCCUCCAACUAUCGGCCCUGGUGCUAUCGUCAGUCGUGACCGCAAGGAAGACAUUCGCUCGCACACGGACCUGCAGAAGGACAAGGCACCGCUUACAAAGAAGGCGUUGUUGCACUACAACGAUCUAGCAUCCCGCUGUGUGGCUUCUAGUCAUGUGGUGGAUAUCUUCGCGUGCUCCCUCGAUCAGAGCGGUGUGAUGGAAAUGGCAGAUUGUGUGCAAAAGACUGGUGGUGUGAUUGUCCUUGCCGAUUCAUUCGGUCAGUCAGUUUUCCGCGAGUCGUUCCGGCGCAUGUUCAGUAAGUUCUCGGACGAAGCAGCUGACUGCGACAAGGAACAGCUAACAAUGGCAUUUGCAGCCUCGGUGGAGGUGCUUACGAGCCGUGAGUUCAAGGUAGCUGGUGCCAUCGGUCCUUGCGCCCCACUGAAGCGCCAAGGUGCAGCUCCUAAGAACGUCUCUGAGGUGCAGAUUGGCGUAGGCGGCACCAACGCUUGGUCGAUGGGUGGCAUCGAUCCCAACACGACUCUCGCUAUUUACUUUGACAUUUCGAACCAGACCCCGCUGGCGCAUGGCAAGGCUCGCUACAUUCAGAUGAUCACACGUUACCAGCACGCAAGCGGUCGUUACCGUACACGUGUGACCACAAUCUGUGGUCCUUGGACUGUGGAUUCGAACGACACAGCCACGCUCGGUCGCGGUUUUGACCAGGAGGCUGCCGCUGUGAUGUUAGCACGUAUCGCUGUGCAUCGCUCGGAGCAGGGCGAGGAGCAGCUCGAUAUUAUGCGCUGGAUCGACCGGUCACUCAUUCGUUUAGCUUCCCGCUUUGCUGACUACCGCAAGGAUGACCCAUCUUCGUUUCGUUUAUCGCCUGAGUUUGCUAUCUUCCCUCAGUUCAUGUUCCAUCUGCGCCGUUCGCAGUUUUUGACCGUUUUCGGCUACUCACCCGAUGAGAGUUCGUAUUAUCGUCACUGCCUUCUGCGCGAGAGCACGACCAACUCGCUUGUCAUGAUCCAGCCAUCGCUGUUGUCGUACUCGUUCAAUGGUCCCCCCGUGCCGGCGCUGCUGGAUGCUGCGAGUGUCCGAUCUGACACGAUCUUACUAUUGGACUCGUUCUUUUAUGUGGUGGUCUUUCACGGUGAUACAAUUGCUGCGUGGCGUGACCAGAAGUUCCACGAGGAUCCCGCUCAUGAGAAUUUCAAGAACUUGCUGGAAGCGCCACAGGCUGACGCGCAGCUUAUCAUGGACUCGCGCUUUCCUGUUCCGCGUUACGUUGUGUGCGACCAGCAUAAGUCGCAAUCGCGUUUCCUGAUGGCGAAGCUCAACCCAAGUGUCACGCAUAACAGCAUGGAUGGUCAGGGCGAAGUUAUCUUCACGGACGACGUGAGCUUGAAGGUGUUUAUGGAGCACUUGAUGAAUUUGGCCGUGAAGUCGUAG
This is a messenger RNA of Peronospora matthiolae, 2637 nucleotides long. Lineage: Eukaryota; Oomycota; Peronosporomycetes; Peronosporales; Peronosporaceae. The record is from the annotation of a GenBank genome assembly.